Molecule: messenger RNA, 1356 nt
Organism: Aspergillus calidoustus
Lineage: Eukaryota; Fungi; Ascomycota; Eurotiomycetes; Eurotiales; Aspergillaceae
Source: the annotation of a GenBank genome assembly
AUGAACCCCCAGCACCCAGCCUCAAAAACAACAACCUACCUCGAUCAACCCCCAAGCUGCCUGCAAUUCUGCCCAGCAUCGCCGAACAACUUUGCCAUAGGAACAUACCUCCUCUCAUCAGAGACAAAACCAAACCAAAGCCCAAAUACCACAGAAGAGGAUGAGAGCUCAGACAAUGAACAGACAGAAACAAUUUGCCAAACAAAAAUUGGCUCGCUGCAGCUGUGGAACUUGGAUCCGGAGACGGACGCACUAACACAACUCUCAAGAUACCCACUGCCCCAUGCAGUCUUUGAUUUGCACUUCCACCCGCGGAUCCCUAACCUGCUAGGAAUCGCCACGAGCGCGGGGACCGUCUCGCUGUUCACAGUCAAUGUCUCUGACUCGGACUCGGACGGGAAGGAUACGGGAUUCACUCAUUUGGCUACUUACUCCGUGCACGAAGACCCCUCUAUUCCAACACUAUUCCUGGCUUGGUUGCCCAAGAGCUGGCUUCCUGGGUUUGGAAGGGAUGGUUUCGCGGUAACAUUCUCAGAUGGACGGACGGGCGUCUUCGGUGUUAAUUCCGGUGCUCUUGUCCAGCGUGGUACUGCUGGUAAUGAGAAUGACGAAGUGACAGAACUCGCUUCAUUCAACGCAAAGCAACCAAUCGAGAUAUGGUUUGUUGCGGCAGCAACAUUCCCUUACCAGAAUCAAGACACCGAGGACAAAACUAGUCGCAGAUCAACCCCCUACCUCUUCACAGGCGACGACUUCGGAACGUUGCAGACUAUCCGCUUCCCAGAUACAGACCCAGCCGCGGACCAAGAAUCAGGCUCAGAAUUAGAUUCUCUCCCGCCACACCUCCUCAACAUAUCUGAUAGAGCCCUCCACCACACCGCUGGCGUAACGUCCAUCCUCCCGCUCCCGAUUCCGCUUGACCAUGCGCUUACGUCUGGGUCCCCGCUACUGCUUACGGGAAGCUACGAUGAAGACUUGCGUGUCUAUCAUGCGGCUGGAAGAGGCAGGGUUGUUGCGGAGGAAGGGUUGGGAGGUGGGGUUUGGCGCUUGGAGUUGCUUGAUACCACCACUACUACAGCCGGAGGGGAGACGUGGACAUUCCUGGUGCUUGCGAGCUGUAUGCAUGGCGGGACGAGGGUUGUUAGGGUUGCUGUUUCUGCUGAAAAUGGAGGGGAGGAUGUGAGUGCUGAGAUUGAGAUUUUGGCGGAGUUUACAGAGCAUGAGAGUAUGAACUACGCCUCGGGUGUUUGGGGGUUGGAUUCUCUGGAUCCGGCUGUUGAAGGGGGCGCUGAGAUCAAGGUCGUGUCGAGUAGUUUUUACGAUAAGAGGGUUUGUGUAUGGAGCGUCAAGGUCUGA